Messenger RNA from Aureobasidium melanogenum CBS 110374, 678 nucleotides. Its product is annotated as vesicle transport v-snare protein VTI1. Gene Ontology annotation, cellular component: Golgi apparatus; SNARE complex; late endosome membrane. Lineage: Eukaryota; Fungi; Ascomycota; Dothideomycetes; Dothideales; Saccotheciaceae. Gene Ontology annotation, molecular function: SNARE binding; SNAP receptor activity. The coding region runs from base 1 to 678 and encodes 225 amino acids. The transcript has 3 exons. Gene Ontology annotation, biological process: retrograde transport, endosome to Golgi; vesicle fusion with Golgi apparatus; intra-Golgi vesicle-mediated transport. The record is from RefSeq and is a predicted model, not a curated record.
AUGGCCAACCCAAUGGACAGCGAAGCCGGCUCCGAGCUCUUCAGCAACUAUGAAGCCGAACUCAAGCUUGUACAGGCCGACCUGAACCAGAAACUCGACCAGCUGCCCGAACUGAGCGGCGAAGAGCGUAAGGCUGCCAUCGGCCGCGCUCAGCGCUCUCUGGAAGAGGCCACCGAGAUUCUGGACUCGAUGCGAUUGGAAAAGGAGAACCUGCCAGCAAACCAGAAGACCAAGACAAACCAACGCUUCCGUAACUACACACACGACAUCGAUAUGGCCAAACAGAAACUCAAGGGCUUGUCCAGCGACAAGUCUGCUCUCUUUGGAAGACGCUAUACCGACAACCCCACCAGCGACGACCAACUCGAGCAAAGACAACAACUUCUGUCAGGCACCGACAGACUUGACCGCUCGAGUGGCCGCCUUCGCGAAAGUCAGCGCAUCGCUCUCGAAACUGAAGACAUUGGUCGCAAUACUCUUGCCGACUUGGCCAGACAACGAGAGGUCAUUGAGCACUCUAGAGAUGUGCUCCUUGAGGGUGAGGGCUACACCGACAGAAGCAACAAGACAUUGAAGCAGAUGGCUCGUAGAAUGGCUACGAAUAAGAUAAUCACCAUCGCCAUCAUCACAGUUCUGGUCCUCCUGAUUCUUGCUGUUAUCAUCAGCAAGUUCAGAUAG